AUAUGAGAAAUAUACAACUAGAGAGGGAAAAAUAAUUUUAAACUAGAAUAUUUAUUAAUGAGAAUUUUCAGAAUUAAAAAGGCAGCCAUUCAAAAUCCAUAAACACACAUAAAGGACUAUCCAGGGAUUCUGGGUAGACUACCGGUCAGCCACAUAGACGGUGGGGAUUAUUCUGCCCCAUGUAGCAAUCUAUGUACUAACUAUGUAAUAUUUCAAGUGUCCAGGCUGUAUCUGGAUGUAACAACAUUUUGAUGCUUCUUGUUUUGAAUUUGGACAUUUCGCUGCUGUUCAGCUUGGGUUUGUUCUCGAUCCGAACUCCUCCGUCCCUCGGACGCACGUCGAUGUGAAGACGAGUUGAAGAAGAUCUUGGAGCAGUGUGUUUAUGAACAACGGUGGCGAUCUUGUUCCAGCUUUUCUCACUGUCUAUCUUGACUGCACCAGGUUUCAGAUCCAGCUUAUGGGUGGAUUCCGCUUGAUCAUCUGUUGUUCUCACCUUUGAGAAAUCAGGUCACUCAGGGCAACAGUUUCUUUUCCAGGACAGGACCUGGUGUUCUUGACCCGGCGUCCGAGCAUCAACUGUGCAGGGCUGCACCCGGUCGCUUGGAUAGAUGUAACACUGUAUGCUGUAGAAGAGCUAGAAAAGGAUCUUCUUGCUUGAGAAUGUGCUUUUUUUGGACCAUUGUCAGUAACAAGGGUAACAGGACAUCCCUGUCUGGCAAACUUGUUUAUUGACAAGUAGCAAUCGUUUAACAAGCACACACUCCGGUCAUUAAUGCCAGGCUCGCCUUCUGACCCCCGAAUUUCCCCAUGCUAGCUGCGCAUGUCACAACACAUACACUAUAUUGCCAAAAGUAUUCGCUCACCCAUCCAAAUAAUCAGAAUCAGGUGUUCCAAUCCAUGGCCACAGGUGUAUAAAAUCAAGCACCUAGGCAUGCAGACUGUUUUUACAAACAUUUGUGAAAGAAUGGGUCGCUCUCAGGAGCUCAGUGAAUUCCAGCGUGGAACUGUGAUAGGAUGCCACCUGUGCAACAAAUCCAGUCGUGAAAUUUCCUCGCUCCUAAAUAUUCCACAGUCAACUGUCAGCUGUAUUAUAAGAACGUGGAAGUGUUUGGGAACGACAGCAACUCAGCCACGAAGUGGUAGGCCACGUAAACUGACGGAGCGGGGUCAGCGGAUGCUGAGGCGCAUAGUGCGAAGAGGUCGCCAACUUUCUGCAGAGUCAAUCGCUACAGACCUCCAAACUUCAUGUAGCCUUCAGAUUAGCUCAAGAACAGUCCUGACCUCAACCCGAUAGAACACCUUUGGGAUGAAUUAGAGCGGAGACUGAGAGCCAGGCCUUCUCGUCCAACAUCAGUGUGUGACCUCACAAAUGCGCUUCUGGAAGAAUGGUCAAAAAUUCCCAUAAACACACUCCUAAACCUUGUGGACAGCCUUCCCAGAAGAGUUGAAGCUGUUAUAGCUGCAAAGGGUGGACCGACGUCAUAUUGAACCCUAUGGAUUAGGAAUGGGAUGUUACUUAAGUUCAUAUGCGAGUCAAAGCAGGUGAGUGAAUACUUUUGGCAAUAUAGUGUAUCUCCUCUCAGUCAGCUGAGUGUUUUUGAUCUAUCACAUGUCUGUGUUGCUGUAGUUUUGUGCUUCCUGUUAUUAUUAGGGUUUAAAAUUCAUGUGACAUUUGUAUAUUACCCAUAAUGCACUUCUCCUCAGUCAGCCUGAGGGUUGUGUCAUAUGUUUAUGUACUGCUAGUUAUGUGGUUACAGUCAGGUUUUGUAACAUUUUUUUCACUCUCAGACAAUAUUAAACUUUUCCUGGAUUUCUUCUGGAUGAUCUGUGUAGGCGUGACCAGUUAGAACAGCAGGUUCUAAGAUGGCAGCCUAAAAAGGCCAUCUGGGCCAAAUGUGUCCUAACACAUUUAAUAGUGUGCCUCAGAACUGCCCAGACCCUAGUUAGAUGCUUGAGUGACCUUCACCUAUCGAAAUAGAAAUAGCAAAAGAGACUGUACUGAUGAUGCUAUCAAAACCAAGCCUCGGGGAGCGGUCCGUGGUUUAAUGAUUACUGCGAAAAAGGCCAUUAAAGUCGAGAGAGGAUUAUCCCCAUUCCAACAAAGACUAAACAAAUGUUGAGUCAUUAUUGCUCAAACGCUGCGCAAACGCUGUAUCUGGAAAAACUAAUAAAAAGUGGGAGGAGCCUCAAAUACAACAAAUUAAACAUCAGGUCACUGUCUUAACCACCAGCCAAGAAUAUAUUAGCAAAAUGAUCGAUAAGAAGGACUCUCUGACCUGAAUUCAGCAAAACAGGAAUAGAGCAGGAGCCGAGACUGGUAAAUUUCAUGAUCAUGUUGAUCUAAAUUAUUUAAGUCUUCACUACAGAGGAACUCACUAGUGCUCUCAAACUCUUUGUAGCACGAGGUCUUAAAGCAUCUGCCCCACAUAGCGUCAUUAUUUCUUCAGCAAAUCUUUAUUAGUGUUUGGAGGACAGGAGAUAUACACAAUCCUGGCAAGAAACAAUAGUUCUUCUCGCUCCCAAACCCAAACGAAUCAGUUUAUCUGGAUUCAUUUAUCAGACCUGAACUUACUAUUAAAUAGCCUUUAAUUGUUGCUGACAUGAUCAAUAAAUGAAUGAAUGAAUCAUUCAAUUAAUCAUUCAAUCAAUUGCUGGUAAGCUGAGUCAAAUGAUCUGGCUCAGUGAGUGAACAGAACCUGAAGUUCCCACUGCUGUCCACAGGUGGCGGUGUUUUGCCUGAUAUAUUCGCAUUACAUUAAAUUACAGCCUGAUCUGCGAAUAUUUUGGCUUGUUUCUUCACUUUGUCCUUAGUUACUGUGAGUCUGUGCUAGGAGACACAUACUCCUGUACCAGUAUUAACCCCAAACUAGUUAACUACCUUUAACCAGUUGAAAAUGGCAACUUCACUGAAACUCAACAGCGGAGCAGAGAUGCCGAUGGUGGGUCUCGGUUGUUGGCAGUCGAAGACAGGCGAUGUGACCUCAGCUGUGAAAGCCGCCAUCGCCGCGGGCUACCGACACAUCGAUGGAGCAUACGUCUACAAGAACGAGAAGGAGGUCGGAGAAGGCAUCCAGGCCAUGAUUAAAGAGGGCGUGGUUAAAAGGGAGGAGCUGUUUGUCGUCAGCAAGCUUUGGUGCACCUUUCACCACAAAUCAGCCGUAAAAGGGGCGUGUCAGAAGACUUUAAGUGACCUGCAGCUGGAUUACCUGGACCUGUAUCUGAUUCACUGGCCAGUGGGCUUUAAGCCUGGAGCAGAAGAUUUCCCACUGGACAGGGAAGGUUUUAUCAUCGGUGAUGACACCAGCUUCCUGGAGACCUGGGAGGGAAUGGAAGAGUUGGUGGACGCAGGACUGGUGAAGUCCAUCGGUGUCUCCAACUUCAACCGAGAGCAGAUUGAAGCCAUUCUGAAUAAACCAGGUCUCAAAUAUAAACCUGCCAACAAUCAGAUCGAGUGCCACGCGUACCUGACGCAGGAGAAACUGAUCGCCUUCUGCCAGUCGAAGGGCAUUACAGUGACCGCAUACAGCCCUCUGGGUUCUCCUGAUCGACCCUGGGCUAAGCCAGAAGACCCAUCACUGCUGGAGGAGCCGAAGAUCAAAACCAUUGCUGAGAAGCACAAGAAGACCAGCGCUCAGGUCCUGAUCCGCUUCCACGUCCAGAGGAAUGUCAUCGUGAUCCCGAAGUCUGUGACUCCGUCUCGCAUCAAGGAGAACUUCCAGGUGUUUGACUUUGAACUGAGUGAGGAUGACAUGAAGACCAUUUUAAGCUUCAACAGGAACUACAGGGUUUGUCCCAUGCAGUGGAGCAAGAAGCACAAAGAUUAUCCCUUUAACGCUGAGUACUGAAACCGAAGGGAGAGAAAUCCCAGCAAGCCGCCAUGUUUUUUCCUCUUUAGUAGUUCAGAUCUAGCUGUCAAUCGAAACGCCGCAACGUGUUUUAUGAUUCGUUAGCUUUCGUGUAAAAUCCUUUAAACGAUAAAAACCCUCUCACUGUCUUCUUCUGAUGACAUAUUAAUGACCUUGAUAUUCAAAAAGGCUUGGUAUUUUGCUGUGAAAACUCCAACACCUGAAAGCACUUACCUUUAAAUCCUCCGUUGUUUAUUUUUCCCCUCUUUGUCACUCCUCUCAUUUCCGUGAAAGAAAGAACGUCGAUAGAAAUAAAAAAGGACGAAUGAUUAUGUGAAAACAGAAUCGUGAAGCCGAUCAAAUCGACCGAAACGCAAGCAAUGUGUAAUUAAUUUGUUUAUUAAUUAAUGCCGCUCCCUCAGACCAAAAGUGUUUGCACUUAGUGAGAAUGGAAAAUUUUGUUUAUGUGAAGACGGAGAUGGAUUUUUUUUUUAAAUUCUUAUUAUAAAAAUGUUGAUUUGGUUUGUUUGAACACUCCUUGUGUGUAUCUUUGUUUUGCUUUUGUGUGGAUAAAAGCUUCGAAAUAAAGCUGAUGCUUCAAGCAGAA
Messenger RNA from Hemibagrus wyckioides, 4452 nucleotides. It is a transcript of the gene akr1b1.2, whose product is annotated as aldo-keto reductase family 1, member B1 (aldose reductase), tandem duplicate 2. The coding region runs from base 2895 to 3845 and encodes 316 amino acids. Gene Ontology annotation, cellular component: cytosol. Gene Ontology annotation, molecular function: aldose reductase (NADPH) activity. The transcript has 10 exons. NCBI's taxonomy places the organism in Eukaryota, Metazoa, Chordata, Actinopteri, Siluriformes, Bagridae. The record is from RefSeq and is a predicted model, not a curated record.